Molecule: messenger RNA, 1752 nt
Organism: Cylindrotheca closterium
Lineage: Eukaryota; Bacillariophyta; Bacillariophyceae; Bacillariales; Bacillariaceae
Source: the annotation of a GenBank genome assembly
AUGUCCUCGCCUUCUUCUUGGCCUUCCAAGUAUUGUUCUCGUCCCACCACCAGCACCGCCGCCACCACCACCAAGAAGAACUAUGGCUCAACUACUCGUACUACUACGAAGGAUGUCGCAACAGCAACAGCAACAGCAACAGCAACAGCAACAACAACAACAACAACAACAACUUCGUCCUCAACACAACAAGAACAACAUCAUCAUGAAGAACAACAGCACCAUGAACAUUCGUCAUAUUCCUCUUCGUCAUCAUCACCUGGAUCAUCUUUGCACAGCAAUCCCACCAAAAAAUCAUCAUCGUCUUCUUCAUCCAUGCACGAAACCAUAAAGACUCUGGCGGGCGUCGCUGGUAACGUAUUGGAAUGGUACGACUUUGCCGUCUUUGGGUAUUUUUCUGAUAUUCUCGGAAAGGUGUUCUUUCCACCCCAUCAAGCUGAAAAUGUUGCAUUGAUGGAAGCCUUUGCCGUCUUUGGUGGUGCUUUUGUCAUGCGACCGCUCGGCGGUAUUUUGAUGGGACACUUGGGAGAUCUAUAUGGAAGUAAAACGGCACUACAAGGAAGCAUCUUUCUCAUGGCGGUUCCGACCUUUGCCAUGGGAUGUCUUCCGACCUAUGCCCAAGUGGGUGCCUGGUCUUAUACAUUAUUGAUUCUAGUACGAUUGCUACAAGGCUUGUCUGUGGGCGGACAAUUGAUGAGCUCACUAGUCUUUACGUUGGAAGGAAAACCGAAGAAGCAUUGGGGAUUGUACGGAUCCUACGUCAUGGCCACGGCCAAUUUUGGUACCCUGUUGGGAGGUUUGGUUGGAUACUUGAUUCGAUCAAACUUGACAGAGGAACAACUGUUGCAAUAUGGCUGGAGAAUUCCAUUCUUGUCGGGCAUCUUGGUCAGUGUCUGUGGAUUGUAUUUAAAGUUUUAUUGUGACGGGGAUGAUGAAGAUGAUGCUACCUUUCAUCAUCAUGCAGCCACCACCAAACGAACAAGUCCACUUCGACUCGCCUUGAGACCCGAGAGUCGGCGACAGCUACUGGCAGCCUGCCUCGUUCCCAUGCUAUACAGUGGUGGAUUUUACUUGUGCUUUGUAUGGAUGGCCAUUUUCAUGGCAGAUCUCAUUCCAUCGGAUCCUUUUACGACGCAACAAGCCUUUGGGAUCAACUCUCUAUCGCUAUUCGUAAGUGUUUGUCUACUCUUUCCAGUUGCGGGCAUUCUGUCGGAUUGGUAUGGCCGACGAACCAUCAUGACGAUUGGUGGGAUCCUAUCUGGAUUGGGGGCACCCUUUCUCAUCAUGGGCAUUGCACAAGGAUACCCAACCAUGACAUUUGCUUCCCAAUCCAUAUUGGGCGUUAGCCUUUCCUUUUGGGGAGCCCCCAUGAUGGCGUGGUUGGUGGAAAGUUUUCCGCCGGAAAAUAGGUUGACUUCGGCGGCUGUGGGAUACAAUAUUGGACAAGCCUGCGUUGGUGGAGUGACUCCUGCACUUGCAACCUUUUUGGUUGAUCGAUAUGAUGAUGGUGGUGGGUACUACUUAUUUUCUACAGGAGGGGUCACUGGAUUUCUAAUCACUGCACUUGCGAUGAUCUCCUUGUUGGGACUCUGGGUCAUUUCUCCGCAACCGUCACUAGUGCAAUUAAUGCCACUAUUGUUACCAGUCAAGAAUAACGUCGACUGUUUAAAGGAAGAGAACUCUCGACUGUUGCAAAGCAUGGAGACUGCCGAGACUUUGGAUUCCUGCUCCAGUGCCUGGCCGAACCAUUAA